This is a messenger RNA of Ceratitis capitata (Mediterranean fruit fly), 3831 nucleotides long. It is a transcript of the gene Pcif1, whose product is annotated as phosphorylated CTD-interacting factor 1. The transcript is spliced from 7 exons. The record is from RefSeq and is a predicted model, not a curated record. Gene Ontology annotation, molecular function: RNA polymerase II C-terminal domain binding; mRNA (2'-O-methyladenosine-N6-)-methyltransferase activity. Bases 313 to 3357 code for a protein of 1014 amino acids. NCBI's taxonomy places the organism in Eukaryota, Metazoa, Arthropoda, Insecta, Diptera, Tephritidae. Gene Ontology annotation, cellular component: nucleus.
CGCAACCCUGACGAGCCGAAUGACCAUUCGUCGUAAACGAACACUGUGCAGAUGAAAUUUUUAUUGCAAAUGGUGGUGACGGACACGAUCCUAUACUUGCGCACGGAUUUUUCACAUUCAAUUUUGCUUUAAAAUUUUCGUAAAUUUGUUGUGUGCGUUCGUUGCACAAUAAUAGAACUAAAUGUUUAUAAACAACAGCAAGUGUUUGUGAAUUAUAUAGAAAUUCGAACGCAUAAACGUUCAGAAACGCAUUAAAGGGAUUGUAAAGUGCUUACGAUUUUUUGAAUCGUAAAUUAACACAACAAUAACAAAAUGGCAGCUAACAACAAUCUGAACAUGCACAGUAUAUCUCCACAACACAUGUCCACUCUAAAUGCCGGGCUAAUGCCACAAUCGGUUAUUGCAUCUACAGGCAGUGUUAACCCUAUGAUCGGCAUGCCCACAAUGCCUCAACCAUCGAGUAGUGCACAAAGUGCUUGGGACCAAUUGACUGCUUCCUCAUCAUCGUCAAUCAAUACAAAUGUACUAAAUAGCGCCACACCAACAACAAAUAUCAUUACCGGUGGUGGUGGUGGUGGUGGUGGUGGAGGUGUAGUUGGUGGUGUUGGUGCUGUGAGCUUGGGCAUUGGCAACACAAACAACAUUGGAACCUUACAAAACAUGCCAUUAACAAAUAACAACAUAAUUAGUGGAACUGUUGGUAUGGCAAAUACCGCAAAUAGCGCAGUUGCUACGGCUGGUAUGACUAUAGGCAUUGAACCAAAUGGUCUUGGUAUUGGUAAUAUUUCUGGUGGUAGCUCGCCAGCGGCCAUUUGCACUUCCCCAUCGACACCAACCAAAUCGGGUGCUCCACCGCUAGAUGCUGUUAUGGCACACACGCCCACCCAGGGCGCACCGGCUAUGCAUAGUGCUGGGUAUGGUGAGGAAUUGACAGCAGAACUUGUUAAUCAGGGUUGGCGUAAAUUUUGGUCUAAACGUGAGAAUCGUCCUUAUUACUGGAAUAAAAUUACUGGCGAAUCAUUGUGGGAAAUGCCGGGAGCACGUCCAUUUGAUCCACUUACAGAUCCCUUGGGUAUUUGUCACAGUGGUACUCAACCGCCCAUAAACCCAGGUGGCGGUAUGCCACAUCAUGCGCAUCAUAUGCAACAUCCAAAUUUAAAGCGUCGCCCAUCGGACGAUAUGCAUCUGCAUCCACAUCAACAGCAUCCGCCAUUGAAAAAGUUUGUACUAACUGGUCCCUGGGACCUGGAGAUAUGCACCAAUGCUGUUAUAGUGGAGAGACCGCCUACGCUAUUACCACAACCGCAUCCGGAAAUUGAAGCUUUACGUGCCGCCUACACUGGGAAGCUGGUAAAGACUUAUGAAGAUCUCUGUAUGCGACGUGAAAACAUUAAAGCGCCAAAAGACUCAUUCAAUCGUUGGCUUAUGGAGCGUAAAGUAAUUGACAAUGGCUGCGAUCCGCUGCUACCGAGCAAUUGCAGUCCAGAGAUAUCACCAUCAAUGUAUAGGGAAAUAAUGGCGGAUAUACCGAUUAAAAUUGUCAAACCGAAGUUUACAGGCGAUGCACGCAAACAGCUUUCACGUUAUGCCGAAGCGGCUAAACAAAUUAUCGAAUCACGUUCUGCGCCAGCCGAAAGUAAAAAGGUCGUCAAAUGGAAUGUUGAAGAUACAUUCCAAUGGUUGCGACGCACCGUCGGUGCGAGUUAUGAAGAUUUUCAAGAUCGUUUGGCACACUUGAAGCGUCAAUGUGAGCCACAUCUUGUGAAGACCGUAAAAAGUUCCGUAGAAGCACUCUGUAUAAAAAUCUAUCAUCUAAGUGCUGAACAUGCACGUAAAAUACGUGAACGACACAUGUUACUGCUCAAAGAGCACGGCAUACCGGAGCCAACCCCACCACCACCACCACCGCACCUAAAGAAGGUGUGGUGUUAUCCUAUACAGUUUGCUGUGCCAUCACCACGUAUGCCAGCUAUCGAAUAUGUACAGGAUCGUGAUCACAUGAUUAUUAAGUAUACGCCCAGCACACUCAACCAACCGGAUGCGCAAUAUAUUAAUUUAACACAUUUACAAAAACUUGAACAAUUGUAUCGACACAAUUGUUUUGAUGAUAAGAAAUUCGAUUUAUUCAUUGGACGUGUUUGGUGUCUGCUUAAGCGCUACCAGACGUUUCUCGGCAAUGCGUUAAAUUCGUCACAGGAGGCAGAAAUGACACAGGCCUCGCUACCUGUGCCGGUAUUCGAAUGUUUACAUAGACAUUUUGGUGUGAGUUUUGAAUGUUUCGCAUCACCGUUCAAUUCAUACUUCCGGCAAUAUUGUUCUGCGUUCGCCGACACCGACGCGUAUUUCGGUUCACGGGGGCCGUUUCUUGAGUUCAAACCAGUGUCUGGCUCUUUCCAAGUUAAUCCACCACAUUGCGAGGAACUCAUUGACAGAGCUUUGUAUCAUAUAGAUAAAUUACUCACCGAUUCAAUGGAGCCACUGAGCUUCAUCAUAUUCUUGCCGGAAUGGAAGAGCAUUGCAAAGCUAGAGGAGAGCAUGUUUAAGCGUCGCUCUAUGGUAGUAUUGGGCAUGGCACAUGAGUAUCGGCACGGCUACCAACACAUUAUACCAAAAACCGAUGUAAAUGUAAAAUGUAUGCAGGGCACACAAGUUGUUUGGUUACAAAAUAGCGCCGGUCAAGCGCGCUGGGGUCCCAAUGAGAAUCGUGUCGAGGCAUUACGUGAAGCAUUCCGACCACAACGCGAUCGUGAGCGCGAACGUGCCGCCGCAGCUGCAGCCUCAACUGCAUCAUCACCGACCCAGUCGGCAACACAUCAAGCCAGCGCCUCUCAUAAUAUCGGUAAUAGUGGUAGUAGCAGUGGCAGCAGUACCCCCAGUAGCAGUAAUAGUCUUGGCAUCAACAACAAUAUCAAUACAAAUGCCAGCACUUCAGCGGCAUCAGCGUCGUUAGUUGGUAUGCCUACAUCUGCUUUAAAUGCCAAUAUAACUGGCAAUAUCAACAUUUCCGGCAGUAGCAAUAACAGCUUAGUUCAAUCGCCAACUGGUGCACCACUCUCACCACACACACCACCAAAUAUGGCUACAUCAUCGAGCGGUGGUUCGCCUGCCAUGAGCAAUCAAAGCGCGUGUUCGUCGCCUUCAUCCUCUUCCAUGUCACUAUCACCAGCUGCGUCAAGCGGCAUUGGUCUCUCUGAUGUUGUUGGCAGCACUUCGGUAUCGAUUACAGCUACAGCGACGACAACAGGUGGUGCAUUUGCGAGUCUUGUGGCAGCCUCGUCACCGGCUGGCAAUAUGGGUACGGGUGGCAGUGCUAUUAGCACUAAUGCCGGUCAUACUGUGAUCAAUUCCGCAGUUUAAAUGUGCACAGGAAGUGUCAUUUUAAGAAUUGGCUAAGAAAUUUACACGGAAGUGUAAAAAAAAACCGAUGGUAGAUAUUGUUUUUGAGUCUAAAAUCUGAUUAAGGGAUUCUAAAUAAUGUUUACAGUAUGGUAUAUUCGCCAAGUUUGCUCGUUUCAAUGCAUAAAGAUGUAUAGGUCGUCGACGCGCAUGCGACCGUUAAGCGCAUUGCAAUUUUAAUGUAGUCUAUUUAUUUAAGCGAAAUAGUGAAAUGUGUAUUUUAUAGGUAAUGAAAAAACGAUUAAGAAUUAUAGUGUUAGUUUGCAGCAAAAGUAAAGCGGAAGAAGAAAAGAAAAGAAAAAAAACAAAUAAUGCUAAAGAAUUUAAUUCUUUUUUAACACAACAAACACAAAUAUUUACACUAAUAAGUGCAUAUACUACACUAUUUCUAUAAAUUUUUAUAAUGUACAUACAUACAUACAAACAUACCCAAAA